Molecule: messenger RNA, 1062 nt
Organism: Phaedon cochleariae (mustard beetle)
Lineage: Eukaryota; Metazoa; Arthropoda; Insecta; Coleoptera; Chrysomelidae
Source: the annotation of a GenBank genome assembly
AUGAGUACCAUCAUAUCCACAAGAUUCAAACUAAUAUCCGAAGGUUUAGAGAAUUCAUUAGGAAAUGAAGAAAUUGUAAAAUGCAUAUCAGCAGACACAGAGAUGCUGAGUCAUUUCUAUAACCAGAUUAGAGAAGAUUAUUAUAAGAUGGCGAUGAUAUGUAAGAAAAUGAACAGGCUGUUGUCAACUUUGAUAAUAAACAGCUAUGUGGGAAACAUAUGUUUCAUUCUACUUCAGCUUCUCAACAGCUUGCAGACAAUUGAAACGCCAAUAGGACGUUUCACUUUCUUGUAUUCACUUGGAUCUGUCAUCAUCAGGGUUGCUAUGGUGUCGAUUUAUGCGGCCUCAGUCAAUGAAGAAAGCAAACGUUUCCUCUUCAUACUCGCCAAUAUUCCUUCAAAUCUUUGGCACAAUGAGGUAGAAAGAAUGAUUGUCCAGAUAAAAUUUGACGCAGCAAUACUAGGUGGACAUGAUUUUUUCACGAUCACAAAAGGACUAGUUUUGAAGGUUGGCAUUGCAAUCAUAACAUAUGAACUAGUCCUGAUACAAUUCAACAGUCCUGUACUUUUCGAAGAAUCAUUGCCUCAAAAUAUCAGUGAGAGUAUGUUAGUAUCUUGAACAAAAACUUGUGUGAAAAUGUGUUUCCUACCUAUACAGGGUGUUAGUGAAAAGAUACGACAAACUUCAGGGGGUGAUUCUUCCUGAUAUUUUUGGAAAUAAUGUUCAUAUAAACAUGUGUCCUAACUUCGUUUUUGAGAUACAGGGUGUACUCCUGUAUAGGUUUUGAUGAUGCCUAAUUGCAGCAUGAUUGUAGACUGACGAACUCUCAAAAUUUCAAAAUCUUUCUAAUUGAGGUUAUUGAGUAAUCUUGAGAGCACCUACAGAAAAAUUUGGAGUCAAAUCGAAUUUUAAUAUUGUUUCCUCAAAAACUAAGUGAGAUACAAAACUAACACUCACAAUAAAAAUAUGGAACUCAAAAAAACCUGUGGCGUACGAUGAUAUUCACCAAGAAUAUCGAUAAAUCAAACCACUGUGACGUCACUGUGAAUAUUAUUUUGAAUC